UAGUCUAAUUCGAAACUCCACCCCUGGCAGUUCCACAUGUUGCCAGUGAGAAAAGAGAAAUAGUUUGUUACCAGACUCAAAGUACUGAAGACAACAUCAACUCUGGUGUAUGAAACAAUAACAUCUUCAAGAAGAUGAGGCCUCUGGUCACGCCCUUACAGCUUGGGAACCGCAGCAAUGACUCUGUAUCUUGCCAUGGGGAGAACCAGCACGUGUCCAUUACUGUCCUCCUGUGCCUCGUCUUCUUCCUGGGCUUCCUCCUCAACACAUUCAGCCUCUGGGUUUUCUGCCGCCGGUUGCCCAGCUGGACCUCUGGAACCACGCUGCAGUUCCACCUGGCUCUCAGUGACGCCAUCGCGACCCCGGUCACUCCCAUGAUGGCAGUAUACUUUUCCAUGGGUAAUGACUGGCCCUUCGGUCAGUUCCUGUGCCAGGUCAAGAUUGCCCUGCUUAGUUCACAUUUCUAUGGCAGCACCAUAUUCCUCACUCUCAUCAGCAUCCAUCGGUACACAGCUGUGGUGCACUUCAACAAAAGCUCCUGUAUGAAAAGGAAGGACUUUGUUAGAAAGCUGUGUGCAGGAGUUUGGUCUCUGCUGCUGAUCCAGAGUCUGAUCUAUGCGUUCAUGCUUCCUCCCAGUAAAGAGGGAGGUAACAGUCAAUGCCUCUCCAUCCAUCAGAAGAACCUAACAGACACCUACUUUGUCAUUAACUUCAUUCUGUUUAUCUUUGGGUUCUUACUCCCUUUCCUUGUGUCUGCUGUUUGCUAUAGCCGUGUGGCGAACACCUUAACUCGCCUCAACAUCAGCACAGCUAAAGGUCUGAAAGUCAAGGUGAAAUCUCAGAGAAUGAUCGGUGUGUGUCUGGUGAUAUUUGGGCUGUGUUUGCUGCCUCUCAAUGUGAUACGAACUGUGGGAGUGGUGCUAAAAAAAUACUACCCACAACAAUGCUAUGUUCUUCAGCAGAUAGAGACAGCAUAUUAUGCAUCCUGGAUUUUAGCAGGAGUGAACAGCUGCUUGGAUCCACUGCUGUACUGUUUUGGUUCUCAAAAUUUUCGAAAUGCCUUCGGGUCUUUCAGGAUUGCACAGGUGGAUGUUCCAAACAGAAGUGAUUCAGAGAUGACUGCAAAUCAGUAACAUGAAGUGAGGCACUGCAUUUUAGGGGAUACCCCUGGCCACUGUCUGGCUACCUUACUUACCCCUCAUAACACCACAGGCAGUUCUAGUUUUUUCUGGAAGGGUCUGUAAACAUUGCAGCUACAAUGUAUUUGAUAAGAGUGAGAGUGAGUUACUGUCUGCACAUAAGCAAACGGUCAGGGCUUAUUUUAGAUGUACACUUUCUGAGCACAGGUAAAAAUCAUAAUCUAACUGCAUGAUCAUAAUCUAAGCGUGUGCAUGCAGAAAAAACAAGACGAGAGUACUGGCCUCAGUCUGGACACCCCUAUGAAAAUUGUCUGGCUCCGCCACUGUUACUGGUGGUUUAGUUCAGGACUGCUUCUCACAGCCUGCUGCUUAUAGCUUCAUAUUUUUUCUCAAAAGACAUGUCUCAUCUCACUCUCUGCAACAGCACAAAUAAGCUGAUUUUCCAAAAUGUCUGAUUAUUUCUUUAAAUCCUGAACCAUCUUUAACCCUCAUGUUGUGUUCUGGUCAAGUUUAAAAGUUUUAUCUUUGAAAAAUGUAGUUAAUUUGUUCAGAUUGAUACUAAUAUUCCAUG
Lates calcarifer (barramundi perch) is the source of this 1710-nucleotide messenger RNA. RefSeq names its product P2Y purinoceptor 2. Gene Ontology annotation, cellular component: plasma membrane. Gene Ontology annotation, biological process: G protein-coupled receptor signaling pathway. NCBI's taxonomy places the organism in Eukaryota, Metazoa, Chordata, Actinopteri, Centropomidae. The transcript is spliced from 2 exons. The record is from RefSeq and is a predicted model, not a curated record. Gene Ontology annotation, molecular function: G protein-coupled receptor activity. Bases 135 to 1133 code for a protein of 332 amino acids.